Molecule: messenger RNA, 2340 nt
Organism: Maudiozyma barnettii
Lineage: Eukaryota; Fungi; Ascomycota; Saccharomycetes; Saccharomycetales; Saccharomycetaceae
Exons: 1
Coding region: 1-2340 (779 amino acids)
Source: RefSeq, a predicted model, not a curated record
AUGUUUUCCAGUGGAACGGGAAAUAAAACUAAGAGGAAAUCAUUUUUCCUCUUUGGAGGUGAUACUAAGACGGCAUUAAAACCAACUCACACCCAAACGAUACCUACAACUCACACCCAUCAUAAAAAGGUUGAAUCAGCGUCUAUUGAUGGAAAACAUAUUCCAAAUGGUAGCCUUCAAUCCAGUAGCAUACCUAAGUCUGCAUCUUUAUCUUCAAAACCAAAAAGUAUACCAAUAAAUAAAAUUGUUCAAGGGCAAACAAUAACGACAAGUAGUAAACCAAGUGUGGAGCAACCUAUGGUUAAACCUAGAGAAAGGGUUAAACGUCCACCUCCACCUAUGGUAAACAUGGAAGAAAUACGAUCAUCUGCAGAAAGAAUACGGUCGAUCAACCUAAAGGAUGAAGAUCCACAAUCCGAAACUAAUGCAAUAAAGAAGGAUACUCAAAACUUGUUAUCAAGGGAUACAAUGCUUAAUGAGCAUCAUGAUAGUGGUACUGGUCUCAUAGAGCGGGAAAUAGUUACUAAGAAUACAGAUAUUGGAUAUAUUUACCAACACAAAAGAGAACGGUCGAAGGCUGAAGAACUUGUUGAUGAUAUUGACAUAUAUCUAAAAUCAUAUAAGGAGAAUUCAAAGUCACCUAGUCCACAUCCACUAAAUACUACUCAACAUGCGUUCGAUCAGAAUGUUGAGGAUAUUUUUGUCCCUGAAUCGGAGAGCCCAAUGAUCAUCCAUAUCCCAAGCAAUGAUACAGUUGAGGAGGUAAGUCCUCUAGAUUUUAAUAGUAACUUGAAAAGUAUUCCUAAAUUAUAUGAGAGUUCCGAUGAAAGUGCGAGUGAAGGUAUUGAUAGUGUUUCUUGUCACGAUCCAAUCGUUUCCAAUAAUGUACCUUUAGAUGGUGUCGACAAACAAGAUAAUUUUUCGUUUACUGGAUCACGUAGUAUUAUAUCUUCAGAAAGGUCUUCUUAUCGAGAACAAGUAGCUGCCCCCCCUGGAGUUCUUGAUGUUGUGUCAGUUGAUGACUAUAAGAAGAAAAAUGCUAAUCCUUUUAUGAUAGAUACGGAAUCAUCUCCAGAGAUAAUGCCCCCACGUUUAAGAAUAGCCAACACAGGACCACCAAGUCCAGUAUCUUCAACGUCAUCAGACGAAUAUAUUCUAAACUACGAUGGGAAACCUCAGAAUUCAAGAGCUGCACCAACAGAAGGAACAGUCGAUUUAGAACCUCGACGCCGUUUUAGAGUUGUAAAUGAGGAUCGUCCGACUUUCUAUGCUCCUUUCGACGAAGAUAGUGAUGUAUCAUCUUUUGAAUCUAGAAACAGUUCCCAUAAGAAUACAGAUGGUGAACCUGGCAUUCCUGAGGCAUAUGAGACUCCACUAGAAUCUCCAAUACUCCAAGAUUCAAUAGCAGAAAGUAUAAUAGAAACAACUGAUAGCAGGAUUACAAGUUCCAUCGACCUAACUUCUUCUGAUUAUCAGGUGCCCGAUAAUACCCGUUCAUUACAUGCUGAAUUAUUGAGGUCACGCGAUGGUUUAGAGAGCAUAGAGGAUAGCAGUAUUAAUAAACUGCCGGAGACACCCAAUUCGAAAAGUGCACGAAGUGAAUCGCCUGUCCAUGAUAGAACUCUUAAAUCUGAAAAGCCAGCACGAUUAGUAUCUAGUUAUGUGGAAGAAUUGAGAUUAAAAUAUUAUAAGACAUCGAAUUUCUUAGAGGCACCACCUAACCUACCGUCAUCUCUCAAACAGAAGAAUAAUCUUAUUCAGCCAAAGAAUAUUAGAGUUGCCAUUAGAACUAGUUCGAAACAGGUUGGCAUAAAACAUGGUAGAGUUAAACAGAAGUUACUUGCUUUAGAGGCAAAUACUGGUGAUAACAAAUCUCUAGGGAGUUCAAACAUUGGUGUCAUCGAUCACACCAAAGAAUUCCAUAAAUUGCUUGGUAAGGAUGAUGUUGUUCCAGAAGAAGACGAAAAUGCGUCAGAAGAAUAUUUAAAUGAGAUUCCAGGUGAUGACGCGUACGAUAGUGAUGAUUGGAUGGCCCCUCUUAGAGAAAAGAAAGGUGUCUCAAAACCCAGUGAUGUCACAAGAAGUAAUACAACUGUUAGUUAUUAUACUAGGUUACAAAAUAGACCUAGAAGUGGGACUGUUGAUAAGAUGAAAUCAUACAACUACAAACUCCCAACAAAUAUACUGGAUGAAUAUAAUGCAGACCAAGAAAAGAAGAACGAUGAAAACUCUACUAAGAGAACUCCCUCGACGAAGAGUUAUGCAUCUUCGACAUUUAUGGAUAGUUAUUUACCUGAUGGAAGACUUUAUGUCGCCAACCCAGAAUCUGACGAAGAAUGA